UUUUCUGCUGCUCUAGUCUGUUGUCAAGGUAAACAUCCGACCAUCGCCGCGAAAAUAUAUAUCGUGAAGUAGUUGUAUAUUUUUUAUCAUUACCAUUACAAUGAGUGUGAGAACGUACAACCCAUCGGUUCGUGUAGGCAACUGGAAUGAAGAUAUACAGCUAGAAGAGGACACACUAAAAGAUUUUCUAGAAAGGAGAGAAAAAGGUGAACUACUAUACCAGAAAAGAUCCAAACUUCAACAGACUUUAUUUGACAGACUUGAACUCAGUAUAUCUAGGGAUGGAUUGGUUCACUUUGGUGAUAAAGUAAAUCUACGUUGUCCAGGUGCUCGCGAUAAAACUAAGUUUUUUGCUCAUGUUGAACCAAGGGCAGAUUGCCAGUUAGCAGUUUCACCCGCAAUACAGAGAAUUCUAGAAGCCAAAAGAUUAGAGGGACCAUGCAAUACUGCAGGAUCAAAGGAAUUGGGGGCAAAUCUCAGAAACACAUUUGUUAUUACCAGUGCUGAUGGUACACCAUGUGGACAGCCAUUAAGAUAUGGACAGAAGUUUUUCUUGUGUACAUUAGAUAAUGAGGGAGGGAGUUUGUUUGUAUCUAGUGAUAGAGCCACAACUGGCAAAUCAGCUCCCAAAUCCAGACACCAAGAUGUAACAUUUGUAUCAGAGCCUUCCUUUCUAACAGAGUUCCAAAUCUUGCACUUUAAUCCACAGUUACGGUUAGAAUAUGAAGGAAUUGCUGUACCUGCUAACACCAAAAUAAUUUUCAACCACAAAUAUACAAACCAGAAUUUAGCUGUUGAAGAGGAAUUUUCAAUGAGAACUCCAUAUGGAACACGAGAGUAUGAAAUAUCAUGCAACACCUACUUAGAUUCUCAUCGUGCUGAUAAAGAAGUCAAUCAUUGGAUGAUCAUGAUGGGCGUGCCAGGUGAUGAGAUUUAUCCAGUUAUUAGUAAUGAAGCAUCACAAUCUACUACUGCCUCAUAGAUUGGAAAUUGUUUUUUUUUAGUUACAAUUUGAAGUUAUGAAUUACAAACCUGAAAUAUUGUUAACUGCAAUAUAUAUAUAAUGUGUCUAGGAACCAAAGUUUUGUUUUUGGUAGUGCAGAAACUUUAUACAUUAAUAUACAGUAACCAGUAUUAGAUAUAUAUAACAGUAAUUGUCAUCAUGUUUUUCUUAAUGGAUACCAAAGAAAAUUUGUUCAGCUGAUAACUGACUCAUGUAUUUCUUUUAAGAUAUAUCUUAUUUUUAUAAUUUAUUUACUAUUGCAGUUUUAUAUGCAGAGAUAGCAUAUUUAUUGGCAAGGUUUAGCAUGGUGUGAUAUUUAUGCACAAAGCUUAGCAUUAAGUUAUAUGUAUAUGCACAAAGCUAAGCAUUAAGUUAUAUUUAUGCACAGAGUUUAGCAUUAAGUGAUAUUCAUGCACAAAGUUAAGCAUUGUGUGGUAUUUAAAAUAUAGUAUAAGUAUUACAAAAGGAAUCGUUUAUAAUCAUUCCGAAAUAGUAUUAAUGAAAACAGCAUUUUUUCAAGCUUUUCUAUUUAAAGUUUAUAAAACCAGUAGCUUUAAAUCAAAAUAUAUAUUCCAUGAUAGCAUUAUUCCAACAACGAGUAGUAUAGUAAUGUUUUAGAUAUCAUAUACCUUGUUUUUCACACAUGUUAUUUAGAAGAUAUUUAUCAGAGAGGUUUAGCAUGAUAUGAUAUUAAAAUGAACAAGGUUUAGCAUUGCUUGAUAUAUACACAAAAUAUGAUAUUACAAGAGGAAUAGUUUUUUUCUUCUUUGGAAUUUGUGAUAAUAAGUAUUUCUGUAAAUUAAGGGAUAGGAUGCAAGUUAAAAUAAAUUAUCUGUCUUUUCAACAAUAAAAAGGUAGGAUAAAAAUGAAUUAUUCACAUAAAAAAUAUCAUACUUGAACAGACUCAAUUUUUGAUGAAAAAAGUAACAAACCAGAGAUGGCGAAAACAGUCAAAGCUCCAAUUUUUGGUGUAUGUGUCAUACAACUAAAUAAUGAUUUUUUUUUUUUCUAUGAACAUUAUUAUCUAUAUUAUCACGGUGAUAUUUUUAUGACUUACUUUAUGAAUUGUUCUUUCUCCAUUCUUAAGAUGGAUAUAAGAACUGAACAGCACAUGCAAAGUAGUUCAGAAAUGAUUUUACAAAUGCAAAUUGAUUAACUUAAACUUUGAAGUGUUUAUAUAUAAAAAUGUUUUUAUCCCAAUACAAACUAAAGCAUUUGAAAACAUUGUAUAUGACCUUAAGGAUGUUUUGUUGUAAAUUAUUCAGCUUUUGAUUAGAAGAAUAGAAUUUGACAAUAUUUUAAUGUUUAUUUAUAUGAUAUACAUUGUUUUGUUAUCUCUUCAAAUAUGCUAGUAGUUGAACUUGUAAUGAAUUAAUUAAAACACCCAAGCUCUAGCUACAAAUGUUUAACUAUAGAACCUGUAUGCAAAAUGAUUUGUUUUGUACAUAAAAAUUUAUUCCGUAAUAAGUACCUGUUAUAUUUUUUACCAUUUUGUAAUAAUUUAAUUGAAAUAUUGCCUGUAAUUUACAGUAAGGCAUUAUAAAAAUGAAUUGAAUUUUUUCGUUCUUUGUAGCCUCAACAUCAAAUUGUGAUGGUUGUUUUAACAAAAUAAGAUACUUUUCUCACAUCAAAUGAUGAACAAACAAGACACUCCAUAAUUAAUUUCUACUUGAAAAUUAGAAAAAAAAAUCUGCUUGCUGGACAUAUGAUGUAUAUUGUGGUUAAAAGCUUUUUUAGUGUUAAAAAAUCAAAUGAUUAAUUGCUUUUUCAAGACUGGAAUUGGUAACUGCCAUCAAAAAAACAUAAUUAUGCAAAUGUUACUUGAAUGUCAACAGGCAGGCAGUAUUUUAGGAACAACAGUUAGUGAAUAUGUUUUAUGAAUAUUUAUUAUUAAAUUACAUACUAUUUA
This is a messenger RNA of Mytilus californianus (California mussel), 2912 nucleotides long. Its product is annotated as cilia- and flagella-associated protein 161-like. The record is from RefSeq and is a predicted model, not a curated record. The coding region runs from base 101 to 982 and encodes 293 amino acids. Gene Ontology annotation, cellular component: motile cilium. Gene Ontology annotation, biological process: cilium assembly. NCBI's taxonomy places the organism in Eukaryota, Metazoa, Mollusca, Bivalvia, Mytilida, Mytilidae. The transcript is spliced from 7 exons.